CCAAUCAAACAGCGCGUCUCUACGGCUACCAAUAAGCACUGGCUUUACAUAGCAGCUUGGCUACAUGUGUACAUGGUGAGGAAAAGGCCGCGCAGCGUGUGAGCUUCGCUUUAUUUUUCAAAUCAACGCUAGCGUUACUACUUAAAUAUGGAGAGUCCAGAGGGCGAGCGAAACAGCCUAACACCAAGGUCCCGCUCCCGUUCACGAUCAAGAUUGGAUUCACCAGCCACCUCACCAUCUCACCGCCGUGCAACAUCACAGUCCCGCUCUCCUCAGCCUCGUAGACGAUCCUUUAGCAGGUCACGUUCACGCACCCCUCGACGACACCGUUCUCGCAGUGGAUCUCCUCGCAAUGGACAUGAGGGAAGUCGCCGUUCACGGCGUACUCGGUCUCCAUGGUCAAGAUCUCCCAUGUCUAAUCGUCGCCGUCACAUUGGCACCAGAGAUAACCCUGAGCCAUCCAAGUGUCUCGGAGUGUUUGGUUUAAGUGUGUAUACAUCGGAGAGACAACUACACAGCAUUUUUGACAAAUUUGGACCACUGGAGAAAGUCCAAGUUGUACUUGAUUCGAAGACUGGAAAAUCACGAGGAUUUGCAUUUGUGUACUUUGAAUCGAUAAAGGAUGCAGCUGAAGCGAAGGACGAAUGCUCUGGCAUGGAAAUUGAUGGCCGAAGGAUCAGAGUAGAUUUUUCUAUCACGAAGAGACCUCACACACCUACACCAGGCAUUUACAUGGGUCGGCCCACCACUCGAGGUGGUUUUGACAGAGGAUAUGGUGGGCGAGGUGGCGGCGGAUAUAGGGGAGAUAGAUACCGCUCUCCAUCACCACGAUACAGGCAACGUUCCAGUGGUGGCCGCCGCGACUAUUAUGAUCGUGGAUAUGACCGUGGAGAUAGGAGUUACUACAGAGGUGGUGGCUAUGAUCGUUAUGACCGGCAGCAACAUUAUGACCGCUAUGACAGAUAUGAUAGGGCUUGUGACAAGUAUGAGCGUUAUGAAAGAUCUAGAUCCCGCUCUUAUUCACCACGUCGGCUGAAGGCAUCGGAUUAAGAUGCCAAAGUGAUGCCGAUGAAUUGGGACACGCUGACAAGGUGUAUUUUCAACAUGUGCAGGAUGCUCUCUCAGCAAAGAAGUGAUGAAUCAUACAGGAACUAGUUCAAUAAACAAGAUAUUAUAUUGUGGCUUUUAUUUGACAUGCUUCCAUAACAGUUUGUUUUAUAGUUAAAGACUGUCCAUUACUGUCAUUGGUGUAAUUUUUCCCCCAGGAAUAAAGUAAAGAUUAUAUUAUUUUUAAUUCCAAAGUUGGUUUAAUUUUAAGUAGUUGACAACCCAAGGGAGAUUGAGUAGGCAUGGUAACAGGCAGCAUUACCUCGGUUUUGUUAGGUAAAAGGACACGAGUGCAACUAAUGUGACAUUUUAUUGUAGCAAUGUUUCGCUCUCCAGGAGCUUUAUCAAGCCGUUACAAACAAUACAUGGACACAGAGGGUAUAUAUAGGCUUAGUGAGGUAUAAUACUAUUGGUGGUAGUAGUAGUAGUAAUAGUGUAGUAGUAAUAGUGUGGUAGAACAGUCAACUUGCACAUGAUUAAAAGGUUAUAAACGCUAUUACUUGGGUAGCAUAAAAAUAGGUUACACAAAUAUUUCUGUUAGUGGUUGGAUUUCAGAAGGCCUGUUUUAGUGUUCCUCCUCUGUUAUGUUCUUAUGUAGUAUUAACAGAAAUGACUACGUGAUGCCAGGUUUAUCGUUUUGAGGAUUUUUUCUAAUACUUCAGAGAUGAUGAAGCUGCCUUUGUUUUGCUUGAUUGUGUUAGAAGCAGGAAUUAAUGAUGAUUCACAGCAUUUACGUCUGCUGACAUUAGGUUUUCUGAUCACUAGUCGGGCAUCGUUGAAUUUCACGAGGUGAUUGGUGGAAUUCCAGUGUUGUAUGCAGGCGUUGUUAAAGUUAUCGUUCCUACAUGCGUUAAUGUGUUCACUGAGACGUGUUUCGAGGUUCCUAUCUGUUUCACCUACGUAUAUUCUGUUGCAGCCUCCACUAUAUAGUGUAAACUGCAUUGACUGGUUCGUGGUUGUUCGAUUUUGUCCUGUACUGGAUGCGAUGGCGACUCCAGUGUUAGUUUGUGCUAGUACCUUAGAAACAUUUAGUGCAACAUGGCUGUUGGGAAGGAUUAUAACUGUUAAGAGUGGUGCUGCUGUGUAGAGAAUUGAUGAUCUGAAGAGCUCUUUUCUUGCAGUCUUUUAUGAAAAAUUAAGGAAACUGUAGAUCAGUGAAUCAAGAAACUCGGGACUACAAAUUCGGUAUGCUCUUAGGAAACAUCCGAUGAUACUUCUUUUGGUCUCGGUAUCUUGACUGGAAUAGAAGUGGGCAAGAUCAUUUUUGUUUGUAGAUUUACGGUAAACUUGAAAUCUUGGAUUAUCUACUUUGUGAAUGAGGACAUCUAGAAAAGGUAGCUUGUCAAUGGACUCUUCUAGUGUAAAGUGAAUAGCUGGUUCAGCUGCGAUGAGCCUUGCCCGAUGAUUCCACACAUCAGAACAUUUGGAAGCUAUGAGGACGUUGUCCACAUAACGUAACCAAGUGACACUGGUGAGGAUGAAGUGUUCAGCUUUCAGGUGCUCUACAUACAAGUUGGCUAAGAUGGCACAAAUGGGGGACCAACAUUCCCAUACCAUAGGUUUGUAGAACCUUUUAUUGAAAGAAAAGCAGUUGAAAUUAAUGCAGAGUUCAAAAGAGGCAUCAUCAUUGGAUUUUUCCUAAGAGCAUACCAAGUUUGUAGUUCUGAGUUUCUUGAUGAGGAAUGUACUUGCAUACACCAAACCUUCACUGAUCUACAUUUUCCUUCCUUUUUCAUCAAAGACUGCAAGAAAGGAGCUCUUAGGUCAUCAAUUCUUCGCACACCAUCACUCCUAAUAGUUAUAAUCCUUCCCAACAGCCAGGUUGCAGUGAACGUCUCUAAGGUACUCUCACAAACUAACACUAGUCACCAGCACUUCCAUAAGGUAUCUAACCAGGACAAAAUUGAGCCACCACGAACCAGUCAAUGCAGGAGAUUACACUACCUUGUGGAGGCUGCGACAAAAUAUAUGUUGGUGAAACAGCAAGGAACCUUGAAACAUGUCUCGAUGAACACAUUAACGUAUGUAAGAAUGAUAACUUGAACAAUACCUGCGUGCAACAUCGGAAUUCCACCAAUCGCCUCAUGAAAUUCAAUGAUGCCCGACUAGUGAUCAGAGAACCUAAUUUCCGUAUAUGCCUUGAAUCAUCAUUAAUCACUGUUUCUAACAAUCCAGCAAAAUAGAGGCAGCUUCAUCAUCUCUGAAUACUAUUAGCAAAAGUCCUCCUCAAAACAACAAACCCUGCCAUCACAGUCAUUGCUGCCAACACUACACAAGAACAUAACAGAGGAGGAACACUGAAAUAAGCCUUCUGAAAUCCAACCACUAACAGAAAUAUUUGUCUAACCUAUUUUUAUGCUACCCAAGUAAUAGCAUUUAACCUUUUACUCAUGUGCAAGUUGAUUGUUCUACCACAUUGUAUUACUACUACUGCUACUACCACUAGUAUUAAACCUCUAGGUCUAUAUAUACCCUCUGUGUCCAUGUAUAGUUUGUAAUGGCUUGAUAAAACUCCUGGAGAGCGAAAUGUUACCACAAUAAAUUGUCACAUUGGUUGCACUUGUCCUAUUACCUAACAUACUGUCAGUAAUUCUACCAACAUUAAUACUUCUGUUUUACACUCCUAUAACAGAAGCUGGUUCCCAUAUCAUAUAGUAUAAUAUACCUGUUAGUUGGUGAUGUGUAUUAGUAUAGUGUUUGCAAAUUUCUCAUUUGUUAAAGAAACAUCAAAGAUAAUCAUGAUCAAACUGUUGUCCUCGUAUAUAUAUUUGGUCGUAAUGCUAAUGUCUAAAAUAGGUACAAGAAAUGAUCCCUGGACAGAUUUUGCAUAUCUCCUAACAUUGGUCAGAUUCUGUAAUUCAGGGCCCAUUACCAUUUUCCAAUCUUAUCCUACAGUAUUUAACUGGAGAAAUGACAAUUUUACCAUUUCUGUACUUUCCAGCUUUUAGCUGAGCUAAAUGUAUUUUAUAGGCCUUGAAUAACUGUUGCAUAGGCUGUUUCUGUCAUUGACUCCUGUUUUAUAUGGAGCAAGACCUGAACUCUUGAUAAAUAUAAAUUAUUUGCUGAAGGUAAUUUACUCAAGGAUAUAAUUUCAAAGCUUCAUGAUCAAUAUAUAAUUUACUGCUUAAAAUCUGAAAAUUAACAUUGAUCUAGUAACUGUCUUGCAAUCACAUAUAGUAUUGCUAAAAUGCAGAUAGAUAAUUAUAGAUGGGUUAUAAGCACUGUAGCCAGUAUUGAUGUUUGUUAUUAGUGCUGUAAAUAAUCACUCACUAAGAGGCAUAGUGUUAAAAGUUGAGCAUCCAACAAUUGGGGCAUUAAAUUUAGUGGAAGUGCAUACAAUCUUAUUUUAAUUCUCACAUUUCAAAAGGUGGUAUUUUCUGUUUGAAAAACAAACGAGUUAGUCAUGCAAGAUGUACAGCUAUAUGUGCAUGGCAUAAAAAAAAUAUCCUGAAUAUCUUAAUUGAUUCAUUUGUUGCAGUUGAGGGUAAUAGAAUCUGAACUGGUCUUCCAAAACUUUCAAAACUAUCGUAUAUUGGUUUUAUGCACUAAACCUAUAUGGGUCAUACAGUGCUGCACAUCUGUAGUACUGUACUAUCUGAUUACUUUUUUAAAUUAAAAUUUUGUUGUUACAAUAUACUAUGUAUGCACUUCAUCUCAGAAAUUUGACAAAACUAAAACUUGUGUUUGUUCCUCUCAAUUUUUACUUCUGUAGGACUUGGUACAUUGGUAUUAUUAUAAACCCACAAGGGCCAUACAGCACUUGGUAUAUUGAGAGAAUGUAUAACAAAGGUUGGUAAAAUGCUCAUGGCAUCCAUCUUUGAGUAAAAAGGUGUAUGUGGUUUUGAAAAGCUGAGGUGCAUCAGAAACUUAAAUUUUCUAAUAAUGUAUAGCUUAUUAUCCUGCAUGUAUUUUAAGUUUUUGUUCCUUAAAGAACUACACCAUACUUGAAUGAUUUCCUUUUGGAUUUAGUGCUUAAUAUGAUUAUAUUAUAACUUGAGUGAUUUAUAUAAUUUUCAAAAUUGGCAUGUGUUUAUAUGUACUAGUCUUGUUUCAAAUAUAGCAUAAAACUGACUUUCAUCUUUUAAAGUAUUCACAAAUAUUUUUUGUUUUAAUUUUAUUAUAUAAAUUGCUCUUCUGAUAAUUAUUAGUCUACCAUAGUAAAAGGUUGAUUUGUUUUUUUUACUUUCGUCAUCAUAAAUGAAUAUUUUGUAUUUCAGGGAGAUACAAGUAUUGAUGCUUGUGCCACAACUGCUGUCACCUUAAGCUAGAUCACAAGAUUCCUCAGAGGUUGUAUGUGUUCCAGAUUUAGUGUGUUGCAUUGAAGACCUGAUUUAUCAGAAGUAAUUUGUUGAAUCUAGGAGUGAUUUCACUUAUUUCCUAAAUAGCCUGAAGUAACCCAAGCAAGUUUGCUUUUAAAUGACUUGUCAUAGUACACUAACAGUGGGCAUUGAGUAAUGUUUACUAUUGUGUUACAUUGUAUGUUGAACUGUUUUGUUGAAUGCAGCUGGAGGAGUGUUGCAUUAAAUUCACAAACAGAAUGGAUAUUUUCAUUACUGUAAAAUAAGGAUACAAAUGAGUAUGCCCAUAUGAGUGAGCCUAUGUACACACAAUGUUGAUGGAAAAACCACUUGUUGACAAUAAAACAAGAAAUUGUCUGCAGUUUUCAACCCCCACCUUGGAUUCACAACUGAGGUUGAAAUAUACAGCCAAAAUUUUGUGCAGUUGUCAAGUGUUUUCCAUAAAUAUAACUGUUCAUUGCACUGCAACAACCAUCAUAUAUAACAUGUACAGCAGGACUUAUGAUAUAGAAUAUUACCAUAUGCCAAAUGAAAGUUUUGUUUGUAGUUUAGACAAAUGAUUUUCUGUUAAUAAAAUGUUCUGAAUACAUUAGUUAGUCUGUUACCUCUAAAUUUAAGAAGUGAACCUUGUCCAUUGUCUGUUAGUAUUAGUGCCAGAUUGUUUUCUCAAUUUUUUUUUUUUUUUUCAACAUUUGUUUUUCCUGAAUGAAAUCUCUGCCACUUGUGAAACUGUGAGGGACAUGCAACAUUUUCCUGUUUUGUUUUUGGUCACAAGUGGUGACAAAAAUGUUAAAUUAAUGAAUAUUGAGGAACCUAGCAAAACAUAACUAAUUGUUUAGCUAAAGAUUUUUUUUAAUUGGUCUUUUUUUUUUUUUACACUAGCACACUAUUGAAUCUGUGCUAGGUUGUCUUAAAUAAAAUAAUUAUACGUUCUCUAAUUGUAGGAUAUAGCAUAGAUUGUGUAAUUAAUACACAUUAAUUGAAAAUAUAAAUCCCCUUAGGUAAAUUCAGUAUAUUUUUUUCAGGAUGUGAGCAAGUGGAUUAAGUUAAAUUCCAGUUUCGUACAUGGAAGUAAUUAUGGAAGCAAAUAUUGUAGUUUGUGUCAAGAAUUACUGAGAAAUAUCUAGGGACUUUUUUUUUUUUCCUAUCUAGUUGCCUUUGUUCUAACUUAGUUUAUAAGCUGCUCUUGUCUAUGAAUUACAAAGUGUGAUUUAUUUAAUUAUUACGUCCUUUUUUUUUUAUUUAACAGGAUUUUCAGCAACACAGUAGAAAUGGUGAAAAUAUAAAAUAUUACAUUAUAUAACUGUUAAGAGGUGACUUCUGAAAAUGACCUGUAUGGUGAAUCAAUUGAAACCUGGAGAAUAGUGUGAUCUCCUAGGAUAUGUUUGUAUGGGGUUUCUAUUUAAGUGUAUGUACUUUAAAAGGAUUUUAAAAUGUAUUGUACAUUAUAGUGCAGUGAAUGCAAACUAAUGCAACAUUGAAACUUAGUUUAUGUAUUGAGUAUUUUUUUUUCUUUAAUCUUUAUGUAAAUUACAUUUUUCUGUCAGUGGGAGCGAGAUGUAGUUUUAAACUUCUUGAAUAAUUGCACAUAAAGACUUUCAAGUACA
Molecule: messenger RNA, 7012 nt
Organism: Cherax quadricarinatus
Lineage: Eukaryota; Metazoa; Arthropoda; Malacostraca; Decapoda; Parastacidae
Product: transformer-2 protein homolog alpha
Biological process (GO): positive regulation of mRNA splicing, via spliceosome
Cellular component (GO): spliceosomal complex
Molecular function (GO): RNA binding
Source: RefSeq, a predicted model, not a curated record